GUCCCCCGCCCUCCCAGUGGCGCGCGUUUACCUGCUUUCAAGCACUGGGAGGCGGGGCGGGAGCGGGGUGCGCGCCCGUCCCCGGAGCAGCCGCUGUCAGUCACCGCCGCUGCGCGCCAGGGAGGACCAGCCUCUGGCUCAGGCGGCCUGAGCUUCACGACCCCGGAACAUAGUAUCCGCGCCCCAGCGACCCCUAGCCCAGCGUUGGGUCCCAUCCGCCGGGAUCCCGGGAUCCUGGGCCCCUCUUGGCCUCCGAGCAGCAGCCAGCACCACUCUUGAACACCCCAUUGGGUCGCCAUGGGAAACCACUCUGGAAAGAGAGAAUUAUCUGCUGAGAAGGCCAGUAAGGAUGGAGAGAUUCACCGAGGAGAGGCUGGAAAGAAGAGAAGCGUGGGCAAGCUUUCUCAGACGGCCUCAGAGGACAGUGAUGUGUUUGGGGAGGCAGAUGCGAUCCAGAACAAUGGGACCUCGGCUGAGGACACGGCGGUGACAGACUCCAAGCACACAGCAGACCCAAAGAAUAACUGGCAAGGCGCCCACCCAGCUGACCCAGGGAACCGCCCCCACUUGAUCCGCCUCUUUUCCCGAGAUGCCCCGGGAAGGGAGGACAACACCUUCAAAGACAGGCCCUCAGAGUCCGACGAGCUUCAGACCAUCCAAGAAGACCCCACAGCAGCUUCCGGAGGCCUGGAUGUGAUGGCAUCACAGAAGAGACCCUCACAGCGAUCCAAGUACCUGGCCACAGCAAGUACCAUGGACCAUGCCAGGCAUGGCUUCCUCCCAAGGCACAGAGACACGGGCAUCCUUGACUCCAUCGGGCGCUUCUUUAGCGGUGACAGGGGUGCGCCCAAGCGGGGCUCUGGCAAGGUGAGCUCCGAGCCGUAGAGAAGCUGUGGGUUUAAAUGCGGAAAGGAAGGAGAGGUGGGCAGGUGGAACUGGGCCAGUCACCAUCGCAGAGCAACCGUGUCCCUGUGUCUGAGAUACUAGCCCUGAUCGGACAGUGCUGAUGGCCUGGGGGAUUGGGCGUGGAGUGGGCGUGGUCGCCACUUAGCCAAUUUCUACUUGUUUUGCUCCCUUUGUCCUUCUCACACGGGACUGCGAUUGGGUGUCACUCAGGAAUGCAAUGCCUUCUGCAUCCUAACUUGAGGCACCCAGGAUGUAGCAUUGAGCCUAUGGGUUCUUAGGUAUACAUGCCCUAUGCCUGGGGCUUCAGCAGAUCCUGCCUCUGCGCAGUGCUUCCGGGUUUCGAACCUCAGCUGUGCUCAUUCUCUGCUGGGUACAGGCUGCUAAUUGCUUGCCGCUGUGAAACAAUGGUCCAAUUGAGGCGAGGAGGUCUGCCGACUGACCUCUGCACCUCCAGCAAACUUUCCUCUUUGUCCUAUGUAGUUUGGUGGGGGUGAAUGAAUGAAUGGUGUUCAUGACAAAAAAAAAAUGUGUGAUUCCGUUAAUUUAAAUAUAACUUGUGUUUCAUGAUGUUUCAAAAGCAAAUGCCCUGUGUUAAAAUGUAUCAGAAGAUAAAAUUGUGCAGAUGGUCUAGUUUCCAAGGGCAACAUCUGGGGUGGGUUACUCAUGAGCCCGUGGUUCAGGGUUUGUCUGUCAGGUGGCUGCCACCUUGUAAGUGUAUGGCAUUUUUCCAUCUCUCUGUUGGAUAGCUGAGCAACUCUUGGGAGAGAUAUGGAUGGGCCAUUAAAACAAGCCCAGGUCUUUGAGUACCCUCUCAGCCUGGGCAACUUUUCUGCCUGUAAGUUGUGUCUGUUGUCAAAACUCUGGCGAACGCAAGAGGCUUUUGACUGAGAUGUAGGGCAGAGGCCCCUCCACGGCUCUAGGGCCAUUGGCAGUGCAGUUUUGAAAAUGCUGUAGUCUCCAGCCACACCUUUGAGCGUGGGGAUGGUUGUGAAAUGCUGUACCUAAUGACGGCUCUCCUGCCCCGUGGCCACCAGAGCCCCUUGGUGUCUCAGCAGCAGUCUGGCCCUCGCCUUGGAUGUCAGCGCUACUUGUCAUUAACACUGGAUAUGUCUCACUUGCUAACAGAAUUCAAGCUGCCCCAGAUUCCUGCAGUCUGUACUUAGCGGUAUCGCCUUCAGCCUGAUCCAUCAAUCUUGUUUCCAGGGCCGAUUUACAUUGUAGUGGCUUCCAAGCACUCAUCUCGAGGGAGGCGCUUGAGAUCUGGAGGAUCCUGACUGCCCCCUGAGGUCCAUCUGUGUAGCCAAGCCCACACAUGCACACAGCCGCACCCAGUCCAGGCAGCCGAAGGAACAGGACCUAAACUGGGCAGGAAAGAUGAAGUAGCCAGAAGGCACAGGGUCUAGAACCAGUUUUGUGGCCAUGGUUCAAGUUGAAAAACCAUAGCGUGUUCAUGUGUUGUUCCAUGGCUCUCCCAGAGUGGACAGAUGUGCCUUUCCCUCCAUCGACUGCCUUCAAAUCACAUUCUUUUCCAAUUCUUAAAAGAAGAAAUUCAAAACUCAAAAGCAGUCCAAAUAUUAUAUAUAUGCAUGUGUAUAUAUAUAUAUAUAUAUGCAUGUGUAUAUAUAUAUGAAAUUUUUUAAAUAAUUGGGAUUUUUUGAAACUUAAUGUGUUGAUUUUUUUACACCAUUGCUGUGCUUUUUGAAUAUGAAGGAUUAUUUAAAUGAACAACCUUCGUACCAAAAAAGUCCCUUGGCAUUUGCACGUGUGGUCCUUAUGGUCUCGUUGUUUAUUAGUUUUUUAAAUUAGCAUGCAGAAUAGAGUUAUGGCAUUUCCAUACAGAGUUUUUGUUGCUGUUCCCCUCUGCCCUCCUGAAGCUUAUUCCAAGCAUAGGCAAAGGUACCUUCCGCUGCUGGAAGCUCCCUGCCCCGGCACACAGCAGGGGUCAGGUCAUGGUGUUCAAGCCUCUUUGAUUGAAGGUCCUUGGUUGUUUAACACUGGCCGGUGGAGGCUUAACUCACUCUACACCCAGCUAUAAAUCAGUCAUCAUAGAAGCAGUUAGGGGCAGUUACUGCUAUGAGCUGUCAGGAGUAUUUGUUUCUGUUUGUAUUUUAAUGUUUAUAGAUGGGGAGGAGCAGGGCUUGUUUUCCUAUACUGCAAAGGUCCUUAAGAAAGUCCCAAAGGCUGGAGAGAUGGCUCAGUGGUUAAGAGCACUGACUGCUCUUCCAGAGGUCCUGAGUUCAAUUCCCAGCAACCACAACCAUCUCUGAAGAAAGUUGCAAAGAAUAGAGUCCAAAGGCUAGCUAGCAUCACUUGUGGCAAAAGCCAGCACCCUUGAUGUCAUUCUAAGAUGUGCAUCUAACACACCUGCAGGGUGCCACCUGGAGAUGCAGCUAUGUGACCCACCCGUGUGGAAAAGGAUCCCCAAAUAGAACCUGGGAGACUCUGAGCCCCCUCCCUCACCCUGCAGUGGGACUUCUGGUCAUGUUGUCUCCUGCAUCCUCCCUCCCCGGGCACGUGGUGCCUCCGUGCCAUGCAGAGCCACCACCCCCAGCUCCCAGAAUGUGGGGACAACACCCAGCCUUUGUGCGUUUUCUGGGCUGGCAUUCAAAGGCAGCCCAUGAAGAAUGCUCUGAGAAGGCAUAUUCUUCCAAGGUCUUUUUGCUGUGCGCAUGCUCCUUGGGAAGUUCAUUUACUGUGCACAUGUUCCUUGGGAAGAAAGGGAGGCUGUGCUGUGGCCUCUAAGGAACGGGUUUCCCAGCCUGUAGAAUGCCCAGGCCUUAUGAGGCUGUGAGGUUAUGGCUUUGGGGUAAAGAAUAAAGACACCUGCUCCGAGCCCAUUAACUCUCGCCCAGUCCCAGGACAGUCCCCAGGCCACCAGCCAGCGUCUCAGAACACAAAUCAUAGGAAGGUUCCUCUUCCUACCCAGAGCAAGUAGCAUCCGACGGAGGACCUAAGCUGAUCAUGUAGUGUCACAUCCAGACAACACAGGUGCCACAAGAAAACAUCUUCCAGUCUCCCAGGAGGGGGAGGGGCACGCUCUUCACCCGUAUCUGUUUGCCUCUAUUUAUUUUACCUGAGAUCUCGGUUUCUAACCCGUUAGAGCCAGCAUUUCAGUCAGUCUUCAGAUGGCCGCUCCGCCUCUAAUUUUGACAGGAUGGGUUUAAGAUGCUUCCGGCCACUAAGUCCUGGGUGAUCUUGUAAAUUAGCUAGAACAUCUUUUUUCCUGAUACUGUCCCAUGGCAUCCUAAGUUGUGUUAGAUGCAUCUCCGUUCUGCAGUUAGUUUUGUCUUCACUGUUACCGUGGCAACGGAAGGCUCCAGAUAAACUUGCCAUCCAUCCUGUGAAAGGUGACAUUAAAGGUCACAUGAAGGACACAGUGGAAGUGCCCAAGAAGUACUCCCAGGGUUCCAGUCUAGUGCCACCGUCAUUGUCAUUGCCUUCAGAUAAGAGAGAACUCAGGGAUCCGGGCAGAAGCAAAGAGAACUAGGGACCCACACACCACUCCCUGCCUCCAGUCCACUUGCCAAGAGUUUCCCAGAGACUCUCUGGAGAGAGUCAGCCCGGGAUGGACACACUAACAUCUGUGUCCAAGUUCACACUUUUGAGAUUUCUCGUGUGAAUCAGAGUAGCCUCACUUGGUCAGUUCUGGGUCCCUGGUCUCUGACUCUGCCUUUCUGCUGCCUCGGCCGGUCGGCACAGCCAUCCACUGACACUGGAAUAGGAAUGUGAUGGGCGUCGCACCCUCUGUAAAUGUGGGAAUGUUUGUAACUUGUGUUUGUAUCUAAUGUCGAUCCCCUUAGGUGGUUGUACUAUAAUUCAUUUUUGUUGUAAACUUCAGCCUAAGAUAAAUGUACAUCUGCUUUUGUAUGCACUCAUUAAACAUUGUAACAGACCAAAGAUGGUGUACUAAUUGC
Molecule: messenger RNA, 4820 nt
Organism: Mus musculus (house mouse)
Lineage: Eukaryota; Metazoa; Chordata; Mammalia; Rodentia; Muridae
Gene: Mbp
Product: myelin basic protein
Exons: 4
Coding region: 298-885 (195 amino acids)
Cellular component (GO): myelin sheath; cytoplasm; nucleus
Molecular function (GO): structural constituent of myelin sheath
Source: RefSeq, marked reviewed